Paramecium tetraurelia is the source of this 1029-nucleotide messenger RNA. RefSeq lists its product as uncharacterized. Lineage: Eukaryota; Ciliophora; Oligohymenophorea; Peniculida; Parameciidae. The transcript has a single exon. Gene Ontology annotation, molecular function: phosphoprotein phosphatase activity. The record is from RefSeq and is a predicted model, not a curated record.
AUGAAUUCAAAACACCAUUACAAUACUCAAAAAUUAACUUUAACUAAGCCUAAUAAGAAAUCUUUAUUUGGUUCUGAUGACGGAGAGAGCACCACACCACAUUCCACCAAUUCCACUAAACACAAAUAGGAGUUUUAAACUGAUGAUUCUGAUUGUGGUACUCCAAACACACCUUCGAACAAGUCGCCCUCAAAACCAUAAUAGUCCAAAUUCAAGCCAAAACCUACCACCAUCUAAUAACUCUUUACAAGUACAGCUAGGAAUGUUCUAUCAAACAAGUAAGCACAUUCUGAUGCUGAAUCAAAGCCUUAGAAAUAACAUGAAGUUUCCAUCAAAAAUCAUACUUUUAGACAUCUCAUAUUUGGCGAAUCAGUAUCAGAAACUAGUUUUCAAAAACAUCUCUUACUAACUCAAAGAGGUCUAAUUUAUGCAACCAAAUGUUUAAAAGGACCCAGCGAUUAAUUUAUUAAAUUACGUCAAGUAGAAGUCCCAAAAGAAGAAAAUAAAUCGAAAAUUCUUCUUUUAGAUUUAGAUGAAACAUUAAUUCAUUCUUGCAACAGUAAAGAGUAAGCUUAAGUUAACAUUAAUUAAAUCAGUUUCAAUGUAAGACCAUAUACAAAUUAUUUUAUAAAUAAAUUAUCGUAGAUAUAUUCAAUUUUCAUCUUCACAGCUUCGUCAUCCUCAUAUGCAAGUGCUAUUGUGGAUUAUUUGGAUCCAGAUUAAACUAAAAUUAUUGGAAUAUUUUCUAGAAAUCAUUGUAUGGAGACAAAAAAUGGAUUCUUUAUUAAAGAUUUACGAACUCUAAAAGAUAUAGAUUUAAGUUCUACAUUAAUUGUGGACAAUUUGGCUCAUUCUUUUGGUUUGUAGAUUGACAAUGGAAUACCAAUAUUGGAAUGGAAAUCUGAUGAAAAAGAUUAAGAACUUAAAUACUUAACAGAAUAUCUCAUAAAAGCCAGCCAAGUUGAAGAUGUUAGACAAUUUAAUCGAGAAAACCUUCGUUUAAGAGAAUUAAUAAACUACUAAUUAUGA